AUGACCAGCCAGUCUCAAGGGAUCCAACAGCUCCUUCAGGCAGAAAAAAGGGCCAAGGACAAGCUAGAGGAAGCCAAGAAGAGAAAAGGGAAGAGAUUGAAGCAAGCUAAGGAAGAAGCGAUGGCAGAAAUCUACCAGUACAGAAUGCAGAGAGAUAAGGAAUUUCGACUAAAACAAUCUAAGAUAAUGGGAUCUCAGAGUAGUCUCUCAGAAGAAAUAGAAGAACAAACACAAGGGCAGAUAAAAGAACUGAAUGGAAGUUACAGCAAGUACAUGGAGAACGUGAUGAACCAGCUCUUGAGUGUUGUCUGUGACGUGAAACCAGAAAUCCACAUGAACUACAGAAUCACCAACUAA
This is a messenger RNA of Equus quagga, 357 nucleotides long. Its product is annotated as V-type proton ATPase subunit G 3-like. The transcript has 2 exons. Gene Ontology annotation, molecular function: proton-transporting ATPase activity, rotational mechanism. Gene Ontology annotation, cellular component: vacuolar proton-transporting V-type ATPase complex. Bases 1 to 357 code for a protein of 118 amino acids. The record is from RefSeq and is a predicted model, not a curated record. Gene Ontology annotation, biological process: proton transmembrane transport. NCBI's taxonomy places the organism in Eukaryota, Metazoa, Chordata, Mammalia, Perissodactyla, Equidae.